Candida albicans SC5314 is the source of this 2397-nucleotide messenger RNA. It is a transcript of the gene SLM2, whose product is annotated as phosphatidylinositol 4,5-bisphosphate-binding protein. Bases 1 to 2397 code for a protein of 798 amino acids. The record is from RefSeq and is a predicted model, not a curated record. Lineage: Eukaryota; Fungi; Ascomycota; Pichiomycetes; Serinales; Debaryomycetaceae. The transcript has a single exon.
AUGGCUAAUCGAUUUUCGGCUUGGAGAUCCAUCAUCAAAGAUUUAGUCAACUAUUUCAAAGAGUAUUCUAGUGUUCAAGAAGAAAUAAUAAGACAACAAUCUCGCUUACAACAAGCAGUUGGACAAAUUACAAAUACUACAAACAACAAUAGCAACUAUAAUAAUAAUACAACUCCUAACAGUGAGAUUGAAGCUAUCAAUAACUUUUUCUUACCCAUAGGUAACGGCUCCGUUCAAGAUAUCCCAAAUGCAUUAUUUAAAUUCCAUCAAAAAAAUGUUGUUGAUGGAACGAAAACGUUAAAGGAUAUAAAUGGACUUAUUAUCCCUAAGUUGGAGGAAUUAAGAAAAGACUUGCUUGUCAAAAUUAAGGAAAUUAAAAAUCUACAAAAUGAUUUUAAAAACAAUUUAUCCAAAGAAUUGAAUGACUCGAAAUCUUUGAUCAGUCAAUAUAAUCAAGCUAUUGAGUUAGCUAAUAAAUUGGGUAGCACUGGUAAUUUCAGCCAUAUUACCACUUUGCAUGAAGCCGAUAGUGGGAAAAGUGAUCCUUAUUUAGUAAAAAUUAGAUUAGAACGACAAUUGAAACGUCAGUUGGUCGAAGAGAAUUAUCUUUAUGAUGCAUAUGCAAACCUACAAAAUGCUGGACGUCAAUUGGAAUCGAUUGUUGUUUUAGAAGUCCAAAAUUAUGUAUCAAUGUUUUUGAAUUUAGUGAAUGAGGAGAAUUCAAAUUUCAGUCAACAUUUAUUGUCAAAUAUUAGCAAUGGAUUCUUAAGUAAAGAAUCGAAUUUUGAAUGGGAUGCCUUUAUUGAACGCAAUUUACCUAAUGUGAAUAACCAUGGUACUAUCUCAAGUGGUACUUUUAUUGAUUUAAAUAUACCAAAAAGACAUUUAUCCGAUUUUGUUAUCAAAAAUUUUGAUUCCAAUUUGAAUGUUGCCAUUAGAGAGGGAUACCUUGAACGAAGAUCGAAAUUCUUGAAGAAUUACACUAGUGCUUGGUAUGUUUUAACCUGUAGCUAUAUUCAUGAAUUCAAAUCCAAUGAUCGUAAGAAGGACCCUCAACCUGUUAUGUCUUUACCCUUGGACUCGUGUACUGUUAGUGAUCAUUCUAAAAACGAUGGUAAAUUGGAAGGUGUUUAUAAGUUCAUAUUGACUUCAAAACUGCACAAUACUUUGAUGAACAAGACACACAAAUGGGUUUUCCGAACCAAUACUUAUCAAAACAUGAUUGAAUGGUUUGAUAGUAUUAAGAAAAUGACAAGUUUACCUACACCAGCAACUCGAGCAAGAACCAUUGAAGGUGGUCAUGGUAACAGCAACAAUGGUAAAACUAAUGUUAGUGAUAUAACCAGUGGUCAUUCAAUUUCUCGUGUUUCGUCAACCAAUACUGCUCGCUCACCGGCAAGAUCUUUGAAAACUGUUAGCACAAAUACAACUUCUGCGUCCCAAGCAUAUAAACAUAGAUCUUUAAACCAGGUUAGUUCUAGUCAUAAACGGUUGUCAUCGACAUUUUCUCAGAGAAAUAAUAAUCAAUCACCAAGACUCACUAAUAUGAUCAAUAGUGAUGGAACUAUAAUUACUCCAGUUGAUACAGACGAAGAUUCAACGAAACGGUCAAGCAGAAUUUACCAGCAACAAAAACAACAGCAACAGCAGCAACAGCAACCCCAACAACAGGGUCCAUCUACACCAAAUCAACAGCCAGGUCCUUAUCACUUGAUACCUGUUGAUACCAUGGGUAACCAACAACCACAACAGCAACAGCAACAGCAACAACAACAAUUUGUGAAUCCACCAGCUGGUUAUCAGUAUUAUAUUCCUUCCAAUGCUCAGCAAGGGGUACAACAGUUUUAUGAUCCUGUUCAACAACAGUAUUAUACAAUCACACCAACUGUACCAGUUAAUUCAAAUUCUAGCAACAAUCAACAACCACAACAACAACAGCAAGCACCUCAACCACAGUAUUUUUCAACUUCGCCUCUUCCGACACCACAACUUAUUCCUGGCUCUCCAGUUGCACCAGCAUUCGGACAAUACUUUCAACAACCUCAAUUUGUCCAACAAAAACAACAGCAGCAACAACAGCAGAAAGAUGGUGGAUUACCAUACCCUACCAUGAGUAGGACAACACUGAUAUAUAACAAUGAUGAUACCAUUACUGACGAGCAAAUUCCAAAGUCAACUGCACAGCAACAAAAGCAAGAUCAAGGCAAAGGUCAAUUAGGUUCAUCGUUAUAUCCUGGUCAAGUAAAUGGUGAACGUCCAGGUCAAGGAAUAUCACAAUUAUCUAAUGAAGAAGUUUCUACUUUGAAUAGUAAUGUUGAAUCAAAUCCAAGAAACGCUGUAAAGAACAAUGAACAUACUGGUGAUAUUAGUAUUGAAGUAACUCCUGGUAAAGAUUGA